AUGGCCAUCUCCGGCUUCCUCUUCCUCUCAUGGCGCAUCUUCGAGCUCGUCAUCACCGUCCCUAUCGUCGGCAUGCUGGCCUGGUUCGUCCACCAAUACGUCAAGGUCAACCAGCUCACGCCCAACUACAUCCUCAUUCUGUUCAUCGUCUCGGUGCUGGCGCUGGCAUGGAUCGUCUUCACCCUCAUCGCGUACCUGCGCGCGAGGCAUGAUGCGAUCUUCGUCGCCCUCAUCGACUUGGGCUUCGUCGGGGCGUUCAUCGGCGGUGUGGUGGUGAUGCGAUUCAUUGCAGGUCAGGAUUGCGGGAAUUUGAAUGCGGGAGUGACGACGAGUGGAAGUUACUUUAACUGGGGUGUAAACAAGACUUGCGCGAUGUUGAAGGCGAGCUUUGCGCUGGGGAUAAUCGACAUCAUUGCGUUCUUUGUCACUUUUAUCCUCGCUCUCCUCGUACACCGCCACCACAAGAACGACGACCGCACGACUGUGAAGCGCGAGUACCGCUCUUCAGGAUCGCACAACCGACGACGAUCCGGCAGCCGCGACUACCGCGGCAGCAGGGACUACAACCGUCCGAGAAGCUCUGGGAGGAGUCAUCACUCGAGCAGCCGGAGGCACAACAACUAUUACGUGUAG
Messenger RNA from Saxophila tyrrhenica, 633 nucleotides. RefSeq lists its product as uncharacterized. The coding region runs from base 1 to 633 and encodes 210 amino acids. NCBI's taxonomy places the organism in Eukaryota, Fungi, Ascomycota, Dothideomycetes, Mycosphaerellales, Extremaceae. The transcript is spliced from 2 exons. The record is from RefSeq and is a predicted model, not a curated record.